CUGAAACGCACGAUUAUUCCAGGCAGUUUAACUUUCUGUGUGGGCAGCCUGUGUACUGAGGCAAUGUCGUGCAUAACCAAACGAGGCGUUUCCAGCUGGACUGCCACUUCAUUGAUCACUUUGUGCAAGUUUUCACCUUGCACGAAAGGCACCCCAUGAAUUUGCAAAUUCAGCUGGCUGUUUGGAAAUUCCAUUUCGUUCACUUCUCACCGAAGCUGAGCCUGAACUGUCCGGCUGCCAUCUUCUCUUUUCUCUAGUUCCUGCACCUGAUUUCCAAGUACUUUCAUUUAAUUUCCUUGCACACGGAUUGUAUUUGUGAGUUCUUUAAAUAUGACAGACAUGUGCGUGACGCAGUUUUCCAUUGCUUCCACUCGAGCUAUGAAGGACGGUAGGCUUUCUAGCUUUACAUUAAUUGAUUCAAGGAAAGCUUUUAUUUCCAUGUUUGUCUUGUUUUCACCAGCGCAGCUAACACUUGGUACCUAGCACCGGCAAUUUCGGCAUCGCCAUAUUUUCUUUGCAGCUUCGGGCUUCCUUCUGUACGACUUCUCUGCCAUUCCCGCGCACUUUCCAAAAUGGUAUUCGUACGCGCCCUCGGAACAAGUAACAUGCCCUUCAUUUUGAUGAAAUGCCUGAUAACAAGUGGAGCAGACAUGAGACAUUCUUUUCGCCAAAGCAAAAAAAAAAAAAUCUACCACAAACCCAGCAAUACCGUAAGAUACACACGUCUUUGGCAGCGACUGCAGCGCAAGCACCCUUACACUACAGAGCAGGAGAACAAACUAACCUGCACAAUUGCAAUCGCAAGGUAAGCGAUGCUCGCUGGAUGCUGCCGCCGCUGCCAAAUGACCGCCUCUCGAGGCGCUAGGGGGGCGCUGCAAGCGUUCGUCAAGAGCGGACGUUCCAUGCAUGGGCUCCGUUGACAAUCUUCGAUUGCGGCGGAUUACAGUAUUGGAUCACCGUAUAUUUACCAUCCACGGGUUCCCUUCAACGCCUGGCAUCACCUGGUACCACCAGUGAACCUGUGAGUGCCAUAUUCUCGGCGGUAAAGACUGUCUGGCUUCUCAGCACCACGAGAAGAGCGCUAACCCUAACGGCCGAGUGGUUUGGGUGCAUCACCGCAGCGGAGACGCAGGUGCGCCCGCGGAUGCGCGGCAUGGCGUUCGCGCAACGCUGGGUCUAACGACGUUCGCCGGUGAGUGCUCCCGCUUCACUCAUGACUACCGCGACUACUGUGAAUUCCCUAAGAGGCUACGACCCGACGGAGAUGAACUUCAGUCAUGUACCAACAUCCCAGCAGCAGCUGAUGCCCCUGAAGCAGCCUGAACAGCGAUGGCGAGGAGCGUCGUCAUCAGUCUCCCACUCUCGUUCCACCUCUCGCGGCCGUUCGAGCUCGAGACGCCGGGCAACCGGCUCCAACCAGAACGCCAGUCACGUGGAGGCGGGUAAAGAACAAGGGAAGGAGAACCUCACGAAGACCACCGGGGCGCUGAAGAAGACGUCCUUGGGUCAGCUCUCAGAUUCGAAGGUUACGCUGACGCUCUUCUUCACCUGGCUGAUACUGGAAUCGCUAUCUGCCUCAUGCCCAUCAGCUCAGAUGCUACCAACGCCACUGCCUGACUGUGGCCCCUUCAACAAAUAUUUCAUCCCAGCCCAACCGAUGGAAUCGCUCGCCUUCGGCCGUUCAACCCCAUCGACGACUGCAUCAUCGCCCGCAAGGAAUUUAAGCUGUGGCCACUCCGUCCUCGGAUUCAGUGGGCACGGCAACAUUGCAAGAAGCAUGGCUUCUGAUUUUCGCAUUGCUCCGAUGCAGUUCCAGGUCUGUAGACGGGACGACAUGAAGGCGACGAUCCAUGUCACCAAUGAAAGUUUAGCGUCACAGCUGGUUAACAACUUCGGGGCCACAGGGCAUGCUGAGAGGCCCGUUCUGACAGGUGUGAAAAGUGGCCAGAUCAGCGUGACUAUGGAGCACAGGACAGCCUUGAGCCACACAGGACAUGAGGCACCUGUGACAAUUAUGAAGACUGUAUUUGUUGGAGUCAACAUUGUAUUGGUGCGAAAGCUGACGCACUACCUGAUCCACUGCCUUGUGUAGGGUGCAGAGAAAAUAAAGUUCAUUUUCAUUGCA
Dermacentor andersoni is the source of this 2125-nucleotide messenger RNA. RefSeq lists its product as uncharacterized. NCBI's taxonomy places the organism in Eukaryota, Metazoa, Arthropoda, Arachnida, Ixodida, Ixodidae. The record is from RefSeq and is a predicted model, not a curated record.